AUGGACGAUAAACCAAAAAAGCGUGGUCGUCAACCAAAAGCAGCAGCAGCAGCAGCAAAGGAAACCAAACUGGAACAGCUAGCAGUGAAUGACACCGACUUGCCAGCAGAGCAGUUGCAAAAGGAGCCGGUCAAAGGCGGCAAGCGUAAGGCACCCGUAAAGGAAAUACGCGCGGAAAAGCCGGAGAAAAAACCAUCGACGAAGAAAGCAAAAUCCGUUGCCGCUGUCCCAGAAGCCUCAGCGGACGAUGAAAAUGGUUCACAUGAAAAUGGUCAGGAUCUAUUGACCGAACAGGAAGCUCCAGCUAAGAAAGGUCGUCCCAGAAAGAAUGUUCCGGUGCCGGAGGAAGUACCCGUCAAAGAAGUGAAACCAAGCAAAUCAAAAGCAAAAAAAGAUGCUGAAAUGAAAGAAGAAAAAACUACCAAGACUGCAAAAGCUGAACCAGCUGUAGUGCUGGAAAACGAUAUGGCUACUGUUGAGGAAAAGCCAGCUACAACAGCUAGGCGCGGAAAAACUAAACCAGUGCCAGCUGUAACGACAGAAGCGGAGGAAACAUCAAAUGUACAACCAAAAACUGUUGCGAAAGGACGAGGUAAAGCGCAAAGUAAAACUGAAACCAAGGGUAAAAAACAACAGCCAAAACUAGAAACACAUGAGGAAAAUGAUGACCAGCCAGAUAUGAAAGAAGAAUUGGUUCUUGCGGCUGCCAAACCCAAUGCUCGUGGCAGAAAGCGAGCAGCGAAAGUUGAAGAACCACCAGUCGCUAGCGUAAUAGAUGAUAAAGUUACCAUCGAAAACGAUGUCACACCAUCUGUUGAUACCAGCAACGGAGUAAUCCAACGUAAACGAGGUAUGGUUUUUGUGGACAAGAAAAAUAAUGGAACAGACAAAUCAACGGCAGCGCCGAAGGAAAAAAAAGCAAAAGUCGCAACCGCAUCUAAGAUGAACAAAUGUACCACUGAUUACGAAAGCAUCUCCUUUGGUUUGGAAGACCACCAACUAUCGAAUUUCAAAAUUUCUAGUUGGAACGUAGCUGGCCUGCGUAGUUGGGUCGAAAAAGGAGGAGUUGAAUUUAUCCACCACGAGAAACCGGACAUUAUAUGCUUUCAGGAGACAAAAUGCACAGAGGAACAACUGCCGGAAGAGAUGCGCCAUGUGCCGGGCUACCAUCCUUAUUGGCUGUGCAAUACGAAAGGGUAUGCCGGUGUUGCUAUCUACUCCAAGAAGAUGCCCAUCCACGUAGCGUACGGACUGGGGGAUGCUGAACAUGAUCGGGACGGACGUUUGUUGACUGCCGAGUACGAAAAGUUUUAUCUUGUGUGUGUGUACGUGCCAAAUUCGGGCAAAAAAUUGGUAAACUUACCGGCACGGAUGCGAUGGGAUGAAAAGUUCCAGCAGUACCUACGCGAGCUGGACGCCAAAAAGCCGGUAAUACUUUGUGGUGACAUGAACGUUGCACACGAAGAGAUCGAUCUAACAAACCCGAAGACAAAUCGCAGAAAUGCCGGGUUCACACAGGAAGAACGAGACGGUCUGUCGAAGCUGAUCUCGUACGGUUUUGUCGAUACUUUUCGCAAGCUGUAUCCGGACCGGCAAAGUGCAUACACCUUCUGGACGUACAUGGGGGGAGCAAGGGCCAAAAACGUUGGCUGGCGACUGGAUUAUUUCAUCAUGUCCGAACGAUUGGUCGAUAAAGUGACGGAUAAUGUUAUACGAUCACAGGUGUACGGUAGCGAUCACUGCCCUGUGACGUUGUUUUUGAACUUUUAA
Molecule: messenger RNA, 1770 nt
Organism: Anopheles nili
Lineage: Eukaryota; Metazoa; Arthropoda; Insecta; Diptera; Culicidae
Gene: Rrp1
Product: DNA-(apurinic or apyrimidinic site) endonuclease
Exons: 4
Coding region: 1-1770 (589 amino acids)
Biological process (GO): base-excision repair
Cellular component (GO): nucleus
Molecular function (GO): DNA binding; phosphoric diester hydrolase activity; DNA-(apurinic or apyrimidinic site) endonuclease activity
Source: RefSeq, a predicted model, not a curated record